CAUCAUUAAGUAAACAUACAAUUAAAAUAUAUACUAGUAAUUGAUCUCCGUUUAUAUAAAUAUCAUCUGGAUUAUUUCUUGGAUUCAAACCUUCAGAAGUUAUCAAACUAGUCGAAUAGUACCAAGAUUGUGCUGAAAAUUUCAUGUGGCGAGCUUUAUCGUAAAUGUGUAUGUGAUACAGUGUUUUAAAGAGACUUCGGUGUAAUAAUUUAAGAACUUUGUGCACCAUGGCGACCCCGCCGACGCUUUCAAAUGAUGUUAUUCCGCAUGGAUAUUCUUCGCUUUACGGCGCGGCAAUUCCGUCGGCAUACGGCGGCCUGGCAAUGACAUCGCCAUACAACUAUCCCGGCAUGUAUUACCACCCGGCGGAUUUAAACCGAGCCUAUGCCAUGCGAAUGCUUGAAGAACUUCAACGUAGGGAGCAACCCCAGAAGCCGCCGUACUCCUACAUUGCUCUUAUUGCAAUGGCAAUUAAGAGCGCACCGGAUCGCAAAAUUACGCUGAACGGAAUUUAUCAAUUCAUCAUGGAACGUUUCCCUUAUUACCAUGACAACAAGCAAGGCUGGCAGAACAGUAUACGUCACAAUUUGAGUUUAAAUGACUGUUUCGUGAAAGUUUCACGUGAAAAGGGAAAACCGGGAAAAGGAAAUUACUGGACUUUGGACUCUAACUGUGAAGAAAUGUUCGAAAACGGGAACUAUAGACGCCGGAAGAGAAGGGUUAAAGUUCCAGUAAAGGAGGGCGAAAACGGAACUACGAGUUUUGAUGAUUCUAAGGACGGAGAUGAUUCCGAUGUUGAGUCUCUAGAUGAACUAAAUGUAACUUCGGGAGAUGAAGAUAACGGAGACAGAGCAGAAAAAGACAGGAUUGUAUCUAAUAUUUCUCCCGUAAAUGACAGUGGCAUAAACGUUGGUUCGAGUGCUUCGGAGGACGAAAAUUCUCGGGAUUCUACGGAGGCUAUGACGAGAUUCAGACCGCAAACCAUUGACUGUGAUAAUCAUGAAAAAUCAGAAACAAAUUUUUCAGGCGGAAGCAAAUUUUCUGGAAUAAAACGAAAACUUUUUACUAUUGACAGUAUUAUGGGAAUCGAAGAAAAAACUGAAAACACAACUAAAAAAGACACGGAGAAAGAUAUAGAAGAACAUGAACUAAUUGAAAGACCGUUUAAAAAGAGAAAAGUUGAUAUUUUUGAUAAAAUUCCAAGCCCACCUCCAAAAGUUAUAGAUCUAAAAGGGGGAAACUUGAGUACACUUCAGUUAUCUCUAGCAAGUGGACUAUACGGAUUUAAUUUUCAACAAAUGUAUACGAAUAUUCCGUCAUAUGGUAUGAAUCCGCAAGUGUGGUCUCCCAACCUGCAACUCCCAGCCUUUGGGCACGGAUUUUCGGAAAGGAUAUAUCAACAAAGUGCCGCAACGCGGUCCAUGGCUUUCUGCGGGGCUGGGAGUAUAUCUCCGCGUGAUGCUGCCGAAUCCCAGCACGUGCUGCCACCAGGAGCACCUCAGCUCCACUCAACUCCAAGGAUACAAUGAUUAGUGUUUCACGUGGAUUGUUUGUAAUCUAAAUGAUUUGAUUUUAUGUUGAUUUUUAAAAAUCUAAAGACAAAAAAAAAAUAAACACUAGAAAAGUUUGAUUAGGGUGAUUUAGCAUAGUACAUACACAAGAAAAUUGUAUAAAAGUUUAAUUUGAUUAAUAGAAUUUCUUAAGUAUUAAGGCUUUGUUGCCUUGUGAUUAGAUAUUUUUGAAUGUUUUAGAUAAGAAAAUUGAAUUUAGAUUUUUGAACAAAUUCAUGAGCUUAAAAAAAAUGCAUUCCCAUAUCUUCAAUGGCAUUGCAAUGACUAAACAGCAUGCCAAUAUUUUCUUGGAAAUUCGCACGACUUGGAAAAAACGUUUCAAGUGAACUGUUAAACAGAAGUAGAAACUGUUUUCUUUCGUGCAUAUAUGACAGCCAUGCACGUAAA
Messenger RNA from Mercenaria mercenaria, 1958 nucleotides. Its product is annotated as forkhead box protein C1-like. Bases 228 to 1529 code for a protein of 433 amino acids. The transcript has a single exon. Gene Ontology annotation, biological process: cell differentiation; regulation of transcription by RNA polymerase II; anatomical structure morphogenesis. The record is from RefSeq and is a predicted model, not a curated record. Gene Ontology annotation, molecular function: DNA-binding transcription factor activity, RNA polymerase II-specific; RNA polymerase II cis-regulatory region sequence-specific DNA binding. NCBI's taxonomy places the organism in Eukaryota, Metazoa, Mollusca, Bivalvia, Venerida, Veneridae.